AUGAGUCUGUUAACACGAUUAGCAUUUAGAGUUGAAGUAUUGAAGAGAAUAAUUGCGGUUGUGCAAAGAAUUGCGAAAAAUAACUUGGCACUUCGAGAAGAUUGUGAAAAGCUUUAUGUUGAGAAUAAUGGAAUCUUUUUGCAAUUAAUUGAAAUGAUUGCCGAAUUUGAUCCAAUAAUGGAGGAACAUCUUCGGCGUGUUCAUUUUCAAGAACGAGAUAUUCAUUACACUUAUCUUGGGCCCAAAAUCCAAAAUGAAUUGAUACAAAUGUUGACAGCUGAAGUAAGAAGUUUAAUUGUUGCAAAAACUAAGCAUGCAAAAUAUUUCACUGUGAUACUUGAUUGCACUCCAGAUGCAAGUCACGAGGAACAAAUGUCCCUUGUAAUUAGAUGUGCGGAUGAUUCAGAAAAUGCAAUAGUGGUCGAAGAAUUUUGGAUUGGAUUUUUGAAAGUUAAUGAAACUUCUGGGCUUGGGCUUUUUAUAGAGCUUAAAAAUAUUUUGAGCAAUCUCGAACUUGCGAUUGACAUUAUAAGAGGUCAAGGAUAUGACAAUGGAUCUAAUAUGAAAGGCAAGCACAAAGGUGUACAAAAUAGAUUACUUGAAAUUAAUCCCAAAGCUUUCUACACUCCAUGUGGAUGCCACAGUCUUAAUCUCACACUAUGUGAUAUGAUCAUGUACAAGGUCUUACGGUCAAGCCAUUAUCACAACACACGAUGGGAAAGCUAUGUUGAAAGUGUGAAGCCCAUAAAAGACCAGACUUCAAAAAUACGAGAUGCUUUAAUUGAUUUGACAAACACUUCUUAUGACUCAAAAAUAAAGAGUGAAGCUGAGCGCUUGACACCAUUUGAACUUGAGAAUUUUGAAUUCCUAACCGGAAUGAUAAUUUGGUACAAGUUAUUAUAUGAGAUUAACAUUGUCGAUAAGUUUCUCCAAUCAGAAAAAAUGGAUAUCGAUGUUGCUAUCGGACAGUUAAAAGGGCUUAUUUCUUUUCUCCAAGAGUUUAGAGAAUCUAGAUUUGAUCAAGCCUUGGUUGAAGCCGAACAUAUUGCAAGUGAAAUGGGAAUUAAACCUAUUUUCCGAGAAAAACACAUCAUUCGGAGAAAGAGACAAUUUGAUGAUAUCAAUAGUGAAAAGUUGUUAAGACAUUCAUUACCCGGAGAAGCAAAAAGAGCGAUUGAUGUGCUGAAUUAUUUGAAAACAAUGGAUGGUUGUUAUCCAAAUUUCUAUAUCGCAUAUCGAGUUUUGCUGACUAUACCAGUUACUGUUGCAUCUGCGGAAAGAAGUUUUUUCCAAAUUGAAGUUGUUUAA
This is a messenger RNA of Impatiens glandulifera, 1308 nucleotides long. Its product is annotated as zinc finger MYM-type protein 1-like. Bases 1 to 1308 code for a protein of 435 amino acids. Lineage: Eukaryota; Viridiplantae; Streptophyta; Magnoliopsida; Ericales; Balsaminaceae. The transcript is spliced from 4 exons. The record is from RefSeq and is a predicted model, not a curated record. Gene Ontology annotation, molecular function: protein dimerization activity.